AUGAAAGUUUUCGAGUUGAUAGGAGGGAUGGUCAUCCUUGCCUCUGUGUUCUCAGCCUGUUCCACACAAAGCCCAAUGACUGUACUGUGCUCUAUAGACUGGUUCAUGGUCACUGUCCACCCCUUCAUGUUGAAUAAUGAUGUGUAUGUACACUUCCAUGAGUUACACUUGGGCCUAGGGUGCCCUGCCAACCAUGUCCAGCCACAUGUCUACCAGUUCACCUACCGCGUUACCGAAUGUGGCAUCCGUGCCAAGGCUAUCUCUCAGGACAUGAUUAUGUACAGCACUGAGUUGCACUAUGCUUCGAAGGGUACCUCUUCUAAGUAUGUGAUCCCAGUGUCAUGUACUGCUCCCCAACGGUCCCCAUGGCUUACUCUGCCCUGUUCUGUAAAAGUAGCCAGUGAGGCUGGGGCCACAGCCCAGAAUGGUGAGGCAAGCUACGAGGUGUUCACCUUGUCACAGUCUAGCCAAAGGCCCGACUGCGACUGUCCACCUUGUGUGUUCAAUGAAGAAGGGCAUGCCCAGGCUGCACAUCACCAAGUGGAGGAUGAGGAGGGCCAGCUGGUGCUGCCAUCUUCCUCUGUUGAUAUUUCCGAGGAUUGGUCUCUUCGCUCAGACGAUCUCCUUGAGUCCAUGUGAUCCCCAGGUUUGGUCUGGGGGGGUCUCCUGUAGAUAGAUGCUUUUUCUAACAUUAGUAUAGAGUAUUUUUGAAUAUCAGACAAAUGUGUUUUGGAAGCCCCCUUAUGAGUGCCUUUGAGAGAGGGCAGUUCGUGGUUGUUUCUUGAAUAAAGCUGUUUUAUAUUUUUAUAU
This is a messenger RNA of Nyctereutes procyonoides (raccoon dog), 810 nucleotides long. RefSeq names its product placenta enriched 1 (gene PLAC1). The transcript has a single exon. The coding region runs from base 1 to 639 and encodes 212 amino acids. NCBI's taxonomy places the organism in Eukaryota, Metazoa, Chordata, Mammalia, Carnivora, Canidae. The record is from RefSeq and is a predicted model, not a curated record.